This is a messenger RNA of Zeugodacus cucurbitae (melon fly), 1661 nucleotides long. RefSeq names its product trimethylguanosine synthase (gene Tgs1). NCBI's taxonomy places the organism in Eukaryota, Metazoa, Arthropoda, Insecta, Diptera, Tephritidae. The transcript has 2 exons. The record is from RefSeq and is a predicted model, not a curated record. Gene Ontology annotation, cellular component: nucleus. Gene Ontology annotation, molecular function: RNA cap trimethylguanosine synthase activity. The coding region runs from base 114 to 1520 and encodes 468 amino acids. Gene Ontology annotation, biological process: 7-methylguanosine cap hypermethylation; 7-methylguanosine RNA capping.
GUGAUUUUGUCAUCUCUUUGACAAUGACAUGCCGCAUAUGGAAUCAAAAUAAAUAAAUUGGUUGGACAAGGAAGCAAAAUUAAUGUGAGCUUUAUCCUUAAUGUAUUAGCCUUAUGACAAAAAAGUUCACAAUUUGUACUAUGUACCAAUAUUUUGUGGAGUCAACUGGAUGUCAACCUCAAUUGUACGUUUUUAAUCAGAUUUUUAAGGCAGGAGAAAGCUUAGAACACAUCCAGCGCUGUAUUGCAGAAAGGUACGAGUCUAAGCAGCAAACAAAGUUUUUGGAAUUCUGGUAUUCAAAUGGUGAUAACAUUGUGUCCGAAAAAUAUUGGGAUCAUGAAAGGAAAAAAGAAUGGUCCGAAGAAACAUUGAACCAAGACACUGAAAACGUAUUUGAUGAUUCUGAGGGGAAAAAAAUACAAAAUUGGGAGGAGUACUACAAAAAUAUAUACGCAGAACAAUACCAGUUUUAUGCAAUAAUUUUUUACGAAUAUUAUAAACAUUUGCAUAAAUCUUUAGAUGAACAAAGUAUUGAGGUCAUAGAGGAUAAACUUGAAGAACCCUUCAAUAAUAGUCUUACGGUGGACUUUGCACAAUUAAAGCUUCUUGGACUACCUACAGCAUUUGGUAAAGCACAAAGUGUUAGGAAAAAUCAUCCACAAAAGUGCAAUAACUUACAGCAGGUGUACAGCGGGUUUUUCUCCGAUGAAGAGGAGGAUUUCUUAAAUAUGGACAUAAAACAAUCAAGAUUACAAAAAAAUGAGCCAAAAGAUGUCGAUAAAAAUGCCCAGAAAUCACUUUCAUUAUAUGAUAUUAAAGAGAAAGUAAUUAAAAAGAAGAAAACAAAUCGAAAGCUUCGACAUGUUCCAUCGUUUCUUUUGGAAAAUAAAGGUAUGCUCAAAUACUGGCGAAAACGUUUUUCUCUAUUUUCACGAUAUGAUGAUGGCAUUCGGUUGGAUUGUGAAAGUUGGUUCUCAGUUACACCUGAAAAAAUUGCUGCUCAUUUAGCGGAACGUCUAUCAUGCGAUAUAAUUAUAGACGCAUUCUGUGGUUGCGGAGGAAAUGCUAUACAAUUUGCGCGUACCUGUAAGCGAGUUAUAGCAAUUGAUAUCGACCCUGUAAAAAUAAAUAUGGCGAAACACAAUGCCAAAAUUUAUGGGGUGGCAGAUAAAAUUGAUUUCGUUAUUGGCGACUUCCUGCAAUUAGGCGAAUCUGGCAAUUUUCGUAGCGAUAUAGUAUUUUUAAGUCCUCCUUGGGGAGGUCCAAAGUAUAAACGAAUAGAAUACUAUGAUAUUGAAUGUUACUUACAACCUUCAGGUGCAACGAAAUUAAUGAAUAUCGCCAAGAGAUUUAGUGAAAAUGUGGUGUUUUAUUUACCACGCAACGCUUGUAUGAAGCAAGUAAUUGAAUUGGCUGGUGUUGGAAACAGAUGUGAAGUAGAACACAAUUAUUUAGAUUCGCGGCUUGUGGCUAUAUCUGCGCUAUAUGGUGAAAAUAUAUUAAAUGUAGAAGAACCAUAAUGUGUACAAAUAAUAUUGUAUAUAUUAUUCUAAGGAAAAAAUGUCUAAAUCAUGAUUUCUAACAGAAAAAAAUUAAAUAUAUGGGACAUUACCGCAUGGUAAAAAAAUGCUCUUAUUAAUUAUACUUAAUUAAACUUUCAG